Messenger RNA from Hibiscus syriacus, 1441 nucleotides. Its product is annotated as epidermis-specific secreted glycoprotein EP1-like. The coding region runs from base 20 to 1336 and encodes 438 amino acids. Lineage: Eukaryota; Viridiplantae; Streptophyta; Magnoliopsida; Malvales; Malvaceae. The record is from RefSeq and is a predicted model, not a curated record. The transcript has a single exon.
CAAGUUUCAAACGGCCAAAAUGUUUAAGUCCUUUUCUUUAAUCAUCUCCUUGUUUCUGUUUUGUUUCAAUGCCUUUGCUACCGUUCCUCCCUCUGCAACAUUUAAGCACGUCAACGAUGGCGAAUUCGGGCCAUUUGUCGUUGAAUAUCUCGGAAAUUAUCGUGUCAUAAGUAUAGCUAAUGCCCCAUUUCAGCUUGCCUUUUAUAACACCACCCCUGAUGCUUUCACCCUUGGGUUACGCAUGGCUAGCACGCGUUCGGAGUCGUUGUUCCGUUGGGUUUGGGAAGCUAACCGGGGAAACCCGGUUCGCGAGAAUGCAACGUUCUCUCUCGGGGCUGAUGGAAACCUUAUCUUGGCCGAUGCUGAUGGCCGAAUUGCUUGGCAGAGUAACACUGCCAACCGAGGUGUGGUGGGGUUCAAAUUGUUGUCAAAUGGUAACAUGGUGCUACAUGACUCCAAGGGUAAGUUCAUUUGGCAAAGUUUUGACCAUCCAACUGAUACACUCUUGGUGGGUCAGUCACUUAGAGUUGGAGGCCCGACCAAGCUUGUGAGCCGAGCAUCGGUCCGAAACAACGUCAAUGGGGCUUAUAGCUUGGUGAUGGAGCCCAAACGGUUGGUCUUGCAGUAUAAAGGCUUGAACUCUCCUAAGCCAUUGGUUUACUUCAAAUCAUCAGUUUGGCCAAGCACACAAGAUGGCACAUUACAAUCUAUAACACUAAACGUUGAACCGGACACUCAUGAGGGUCUUGCUUAUCAUAUUGUCCUAGAUUACACCGUGGCUAAAUCCUCCUCCGGCGGCACAGGGAAUCUCAUAUUGGCUAGGCCUAAAUACAACAGCACGUUGUCGAUCCUCCGGCUCGAUAUAGACGGUAACCUCAGGAUUUUUACCUACAAUGACCAAGUCGAUUCAAGAGCAUGGGAAGAGACAUUCACUCUCUUCUCUAGGGACUCAAUAUGGGGCACGGAAUGUGAAUUGCCUGAGCGAUGUGGGAAGUUCGGGCUUUGUGAAGAGAACCAAUGCGUUGCUUGCCCAUCACCCGAGGGAUUGUUGGGUUGGAACAGGAAUUGUGAGGCGAAGAAGGUGAGCUCGUGUAGGCCUAAUGAUUUCAGCUACUACAAGCUAGAAGGAGUUGAGCAUUUCAUGAGCCGAUACAAUGAAGGACAAGGGCCCAUCAAAGAGAGUGACUGUGGGAAGAAAUGCACUACGGAUUGCAAGUGCUUGGGGUACUUUUACCAUAGGGAAACAUCCAAAUGUUGGGUUGCUAAUGAGUUGAAAACCCUGGCUAAAGCAUCCAACCCUUCUCAUGUGGGUUAUAUAAAGGCACCCAAAAAGUGAUGGGUAGUAGUAACUAAAAUAAUCCAAGUAUUAAGAUAAGGGCUAAAGUGUAGCAAAAGUUUACAGGCAAAAUAAUGUAAACUAAAGCAGAAUAAAUCAGCUGUA